Plasmodium coatneyi is the source of this 2343-nucleotide messenger RNA. RefSeq lists its product as uncharacterized. The transcript has a single exon. Lineage: Eukaryota; Apicomplexa; Aconoidasida; Haemosporida; Plasmodiidae. The record is from RefSeq and is a predicted model, not a curated record. Bases 1 to 2343 code for a protein of 780 amino acids.
AUGGGCGGGGGAAACGAAAAGGACGAGGCGAAAACGAAGGAGGAAGAAAUUUUCAAGCUAAGGAAGCUGGCUGCGAUUUUCAAGAGUGAGUGUAAAAAGUUGAAGGAGGAGAAUGACGCGCUGAAGAGGAGCGGGAGCAUUCCCAAGGGGGGAGAGGAAACUACCACCCCGAAUGUGGUAGAACAGCUAAAGAAUGAGUGUGCCAAACGGAUGGCCGUAGAGAAGAGCUACAAAAAGUUGAAAAGCUUCACCCUGAUGCUGGAGGAAAAAAUGACCCAAAUGAAAAGUGAAAGUAAAAAAAGGUACACAGAAAUGGAAGAAAAACUGAAGUCCUGUCAGAACGAAUUGUCUGCAUCGCAAGGUGAAAGCGAGCAGUUAAGGAGGACGAUCCAGGAGAAAGAAAUAACCAUGGAAAAGCUAGUAAACAAAAUGGAACAAUUUAAAACGUACCUAAAGGAAAACAAAGGGAUGACAGACAUGGCAGAAAAUAGCAUCAACCAAGCAGUGGAAUAUAAAAUACAAAUAAAGAAGCUGAAGGAACAUCUGGAGGGGGUAAAAAAAACAGAGGAAAUUACAGCCAAGGAGAGACAACAGUACAGAAGCAUGAUCAUGCUCUGCUCCCAAUAUAAACAAAAGUGUAAACAACUGCCCCUUCUGGAAAAUAAAGUUGAAAUGUUAGAAAGAAAAAUAAAAGAAUUAGAAAUAUACAAAAGUAGAGAUAAAGAAAAAAUGGAAAAUAUCGCGGAGCUGAGAAAAAGUCUCAUAAAUGAACAGGUCGAAAAGGAGAAACUGAAUGAGCAACUAAACGAAUGGAUUAAUUUUGCCAAAUUGUACAUAGAUAAAAAUGCCAUCGAUGUGGAAAGUCUGAAGAGAUCCAUGCAGCAGAUUCAUGAAAAGUACACGAACGUUAGUUCCACCAAAACGGAUUUAGAACUGCAGUAUAGAAAGCUAGCUGCUGACAUGGAAAUGGUAAGACAAACGCUGGAAGAUAAAAUGUUAGAAGUUAAAAUAGUUACCAAUAAGAAUAGGCAGCUCGAGAAGAUGUACGAGUUUGCCAAGAGGGACUACAUGAGGGAGGUUGCCAAAAGGGGGGAAGCCUCCAGUGCGCCAUGCAAGGAGGAUAGUACAACUGAGGAGGACACCCAGAAGGGAAACACCACUUUGGAGAAAUCCCUCACGGAGUACAAAGCCAAGUACGACUUCUUCCUAUCGGACAACGAGCAGAAGGAGAAACUCAUAGAGGAGCUAACCGAACGAGUGAAGAAAUAUCAGAGAGACUUUGAGCAGGUGUCUCUGAAGCAAAAAAGCGCAGAGACCGCCUCAGAUGAGUUGCAACUCUACCAGAAGGAAAUACUAAUUCUAAAGGAAGAGAUACAGAAUUAUAAAAAAAAGAUUGUCACAUUAGAAGGAGACUUGAUGCAUGUGAAGAAUGAAUGGAAUGACGAUAAAGAAAAGUACGAAACAGUGGUGAACGAUUUAAGGGAGGCCGUUAGGAAAGCCCAAUUUGAGAACAAAAUCAGUGGCUCUGCAGGAAGUUCUUCUUCCAACCAGGGAGGAACUACCCCCGAGGGGAAGAAGCACCAUAAGGAAGAAGACAACGAUGCACAUAACACGCUGAGUGCACUAUACAACCAACUAGAUAACCACUCCUCUGUGGAUGAAAUCGAGUUGGUAACCCUACGGAAUGAAAACUUGUACCUAAAAUCUAAAAUAGAAGUGGUAAAAAUAUUUUAUGCAAACCAAAUUAAGAGCUAUAGGGAAGCCUUCCUCUAUAUUUUAGGGUGGGAUAUUCAAAUCGAGCAGAGUGACCAAGACAUCUUCUUCAUUCUCACCUCUUUAUUUUCGACCCACGAUGGGAAGUUCAUUUUUAUAAAAAGCAACGGGGGUAAGGACAAGCGCCCUCUUGCAUCGCACGUAGAGGAGGAGAGGCACGCCAAGCGGGUGAAGCGCCAUGAGGAAGCAGCUUCCUCCCUUGAAGGGGUUUCCCCACCAUCAAACGGAAAUCAGGGCACCCCAAAUGAUGGCGCUUCCCCAUAUGAAGGGCUAACCAGCGAGCGAGACGAGAUUGCUGCGCCCACCCCCCUGGACGUGUCCAAGGCCAAUUUCGAAAACACAAACGUGGCCCGCUCCUCCAUCGUGAAAGGCUGCAAGUACAAUUUGCUACUACAUGGCCAUUAUGGCCUCAAGUGGAACGACAACGAGGACUGGAAGAAUCACAUUAACAAAAUUAACACCUACCCUGUCCUCCUCUCCAUGUCCUGCAUAGAGGAGUUCAACAACAUCAAGGCGCAGUACAGCAACAGCAUGGGCAAGAAUUCCCAGGGCAUGCUCUUCAAGCUGUAA